This is a messenger RNA of Linum tenue, 1155 nucleotides long. NCBI's taxonomy places the organism in Eukaryota, Viridiplantae, Streptophyta, Magnoliopsida, Malpighiales, Linaceae. The record is from the annotation of a GenBank genome assembly.
AUGAUGCAGCAUUUAGGUACAGCUUUGAUAACGGCAUUUAUGGAGAGAUGGCAGCCGGACACGAACACCUUCCAUAUGCCAUUUGGAGAGAUGUCGAUUCUUCUCCACGACGUGCAUCACAUUCUUCGUAUUCCAGUUGAGGGGGAGCUGAUGAGAGAUGAUCCGCAUCCAGAUGUUCUUAAGUUAGACAUGCAUGAUCUAGUUCGGGUCCCGGUGGAUGGUCCUGUUGGUGGUAAGUGGAAGUCGAAGUGGUUCCUUAAUGGUGGUAUACACGCAGAGGGAUUGUUGGUGCGUGGACGAGAAAUGAAGAUUAGGGACCUGGAGGUGCAGACUUACUUGUUUGUGUUGUUGGGAUCCACACUUUUUGUGGAUAAGAGUCGCGAUCGCCUCCGUCCUGCGAUCAAUGUAUUUCUGAAGGACCAGCGACGAGUGGCCGGUUACGCCUGGGGAGCUGCUACACUCGCCUAUCUUUACAGACAGCUAGGGAUGGCCACACGAGUGGGGAGUAAGAGUAUUUUUGGUUGUUUGACUCUGCUUCAGGCGUGGAUAUAUGAGUACUUUCCACUCUUCCGUCCGAGCCAGAUUCUCCAGGCUCCAGAUGCUCCUCGUGCUUCCUCGUGGGUGUGUCACCGCUUUGCAGGUGGUGAUGAUGCUAGACAGCGCUUGGUACGGUAUCGACAGAUGUUGGAUGAGAUGUCAGGGGAGGAUGUGUCUUGGACUCCUUACGGGCGAGAUGCUGGCACGGAGGUACUACGCUCUUUGUAUACUGGUGUCAUUCGCUUUGCUGACGUUGCUGAGGGUUAUGAUCCUGCACGGUGUCGCCGACAGUUUGGGUACCGACAUACUAUCCCCCGUACGAUGAUGGUUCCCAAGGAUGUGUACCGCCCAGCUUCUUGCAGCACCUACAUAGUUUUCUGGGAGGGUAGCAUGGAUCAGUUAUGGGGAAACUUGCCGUCUCAUUUUCUACACAUAGCGAUUGAUUCUGACUUGUGCGAGUAUCCAUCUGAGGCCGAUGAGGAUUACAUGGACUGGUACAGGACUCGAUCGCACCCACGGAUCAUCAAUCCGGACUCUGGUGGAGUGUCUCUACAGCGGCCAGUGCUAGUCGAUGAGGUUAGUUAUGUCAUAAUUGUUCAAUUUUUAAUGUAUUGUUAA